Orycteropus afer afer is the source of this 744-nucleotide messenger RNA. RefSeq names its product mitochondrial ribosomal protein L48 (gene MRPL48). Bases 1 to 744 code for a protein of 247 amino acids. The record is from RefSeq and is a predicted model, not a curated record. Gene Ontology annotation, cellular component: mitochondrial ribosome. Lineage: Eukaryota; Metazoa; Chordata; Mammalia; Tubulidentata; Orycteropodidae. The transcript is spliced from 7 exons.
AUGGCUGCUCUGGCCGAAGUGGGAGGACUGAAAGCCCCACUUCUUGCAGUCCCCAGGGAGGGCAGAUCCCUAGAACCAGACGAGCUUCCGCGGACCAAUGGAGAUAAUCAAGGGGCGGGGACUAGCAUGGGACGUCGGCCGGCGGGGCGAUCGGCGUGGUUGCGGCCCUGCGAGUCUUGGUGCAAAACUUCAAGAGAGAAUCCCAUCUGUUGUGCAGGUGGCUUUCUGUUGAGUACCAGUCGGCACUACAAAACAAAGCCCACUCAUGGCAUUGGAAGAUACAAGCACCUAAUUGCAGCACAAGAGCUUAAGAAGAAGAGGGGAAAAGUGGAAGUGAGACCCAUUAAUUUGGGGACAGAUUAUGAGUAUGGUGUUUUAAACAUUCAAGUGACUGCAUAUGACAUGGCCCUGGCAGAGAGUUAUGCCAAGUAUGUUCACAACCUUUGCAACGAUCUCUCCAUUAAAGUUGAGGAAAGUUAUGCAUUACCCACAAAAACUAUGGAGGUGUUACAGCUACAGGACCAAGGCAACAAAAUGUUUCUGGACUCAAUCCUUACCAUUCAUGAGCGAGUGGUUCAGAUCAGUGGUUUGAGUGCUACAUUUGCCGAGAUUUUCCUGGAAAUAAUACGAAACAGUCUUCCUGAAGGAGUCAGAUUGUCAGUGAAGGAGCACACUGAAGACGACUUCAAGGGAAGAUUCAAAGCUCGACCAGAGCUAGAAGAACUGUUGGCCAAGUUGAACUAG